This is a messenger RNA of Encephalitozoon intestinalis ATCC 50506, 183 nucleotides long. RefSeq lists its product as uncharacterized. The record is from RefSeq and is a predicted model, not a curated record. The transcript has a single exon. NCBI's taxonomy places the organism in Eukaryota, Fungi, Microsporidia, Unikaryonidae. Bases 1 to 183 code for a protein of 60 amino acids.
AUGGGUGACAUAUUUUCUCCAAUUCAAGUCCAAUUGGAAAGAAUCGAAAGACAGAUGGAAAAGCUUUGCACUGGAAUAGGGAGGAUGGUGGAGCAGCAUUCCAAGAUAGGAAGGUUUCUAAUAGCCCAGGAAAAGAUAUUAACCAGAAGAACACAGACCCUCCAAAACGGAGAGGCGCUUUGA